AUGCUGAUUGAUUGCUGCGCGAUGGAGAAGAUGUUCAACAGGUUCUUCGUGCUUCAGGCGCAACGCUUGUGCCGCCUGAAUCCGAUAUACCAGGACAACUUCACCGAAGCCUUCGGCGUGCAGUUCAACACCGUGCACAGGUUAGAAACCAACAAGCUGCGGAACAUUGGGAAGUUCUUUGCCCAUCUCCUCUAUACGGAUGCAAUUCCUUGGAGUAUUUGGGCGCAGGUGAAGAUCUCCGAAGAAACCACGACCUCCAGCUCCCGUAUCUUCAUCAAGGUGAUCUUCCAAGAGCUUUCUGAACUGUGGGGCAUCAAGAAGCUGGUGGAUCGACUUCGGGAGGAGGAGUUGAAGCCCUUCUUCGUGGGCCUCUUCCCCAAGGACCAUCCAAAGAACGUCCGCUUUGCCAUCAACUACUUCACUGCCAUCGGCUUGGGCGUCCUCACUGAGGACCUACGCUCCUUCCUGGAACAGGCUGCGGAGGAACGUGCCAUGGAGGCGCGGCUGUGGCUGACGGGGGCUGACUGCCAGAAUGAGAAGUGCCUCCUGGAGACGGAGCCCUGGCUGGCGCGAAUGCAGAAGGAGAUCGAGGAUAAGACCAGCGCGGAGUACCAGAGGCAAACCUGGGAGGUUGGCAAUAUCAAGAACAUAGUGGAGGACUGGGUGGCAGAGCUGUUCCAGGAGAACCUGGUGCGAGGUGCGCUGAUCAGAGCGCAGAUGGCUUCGCCCGGCUUCACCCAUGUCUUUGCAGCGCUUCUGGCAGUGAUCAACUCCAAGCUGCUAGGGCCGGAGGUUGGCGAUCUGCUCAUUCGGCGAGUGAUUUUGCAGUUCCGUCGCGCCUACAAGAGGAAUGACAAGAUCGUCACAACCGCUGCAAUCAAGUUCAUGGCUCACUUAGUGAACCAGAAGAUCUGCUCGGAGCUGCUGGCGUUGCAUGUGGCCACCUUGUUGCUGGAGCGCGUGACGGAGGACUCUAUCGAGGUUUGCGUCAGCUUCCUCCAGGAAGUGGGCCAGGCGCUGGAGGAUCUCUCGAAGUCCGGGUGCCAGGCCAUCUUCGAGCGGUUCCGCACGAUUCUGCACGAGGGUGAGAUUGACAAGCGCGGGCCCAAGUGUCAGAUUCACGUGUGGAGGGUGCAGUACGUCAUCGAAGGGCUCUUCGAGACGCGAAGGAAGAAGUUCAGCGACCAUCCUAUGGUUCUCGAGGAGCUUGACCUGGUUGACGAUGAUGAUCAGAUUACGCACGAGGUGGACUUGCUCGAGGAGACCGUCAAAGGCGAAGAAACACUGAACAUCUUCAAAGCCGGAGCGAUACCGCCAGAGCAGUACGCUGCUGAUGAGGCCAAGUGGAAGCUGAUCUCCAGCGAGAUCUUGGGCUUGGAGCAGGACGAAGGCAGCGACAGCAGCGCGGAUUCGGACGAGGAGGCGGACGCCGCAGCUGAUCGGCGGGCGCAGGACCGAGCUGAGAAACGGGAUUCGGCGCCGGAUGUGUUGUGUUUUCUUUUGGUUUCCAAAACAACGAACAGCCGUUGGUGUCCUUUUUAG
Molecule: messenger RNA, 1542 nt
Organism: Effrenium voratum
Lineage: Eukaryota; Dinophyceae; Suessiales; Symbiodiniaceae
Source: the annotation of a GenBank genome assembly